Messenger RNA from Oryctolagus cuniculus (rabbit), 9585 nucleotides. It is a transcript of the gene RPRD2, whose product is annotated as regulation of nuclear pre-mRNA domain containing 2. Gene Ontology annotation, molecular function: RNA polymerase II C-terminal domain binding. Gene Ontology annotation, biological process: mRNA 3'-end processing. The record is from RefSeq and is a predicted model, not a curated record. NCBI's taxonomy places the organism in Eukaryota, Metazoa, Chordata, Mammalia, Lagomorpha, Leporidae.
ACAAGCUGCCCACACAAUCCAGUCGCCCCUGUGGGUGGCAGAGACCCAAGCACUGGAGCCAUUAAUCUACUUCCUCCCAGAAUACACAGCUGCAGGAAGCUGGAUCAGAAGUAGUGGCGUGAGGACUUUUAUCAGUAUUCCCAACAUGGGAUAUAGGCGUCCAAAAGGCAUCUUAACUACUAGAGAUGCUGGCUUGGUCUGGCAGGUGUACUCUUCAUUCUCUCUCUUCAUUAAACAUGCUUACCGCUACACACACACACUAACACCCCCCAACAUCAUGCUUCGCCAAAUGCCUGCACCAGUACAAUAUUAUAAUUCCACCUUUCCAGGACUUUCUGAGGUCUUCCGCCACUAACUCCAAAGGGAAGAGAUUUGUAUCCAUUUUGCUGUUCACUGUCCAAAAUCUAAAACAGUACCCGGUACGACCUUCAAACAUUUUUGUUGGAUUCACGAAUAUGAGCCAUGAAAUUGACCAAACAGGCUACCUAUCUCAAGAUAUGUGGUCAUAAUGCUGAGAGGUUAAAGAAUUAAAAUGUAAUUUCUGCGCUCCAUGGCCACGCCGGAGCCUCCUAAUCGGCCGAGGCUUUGCACAGGAUCAUGCGAUGGAACAGUUCAUCUGAGGCUGCGUUAAUCAACAUAACAGAUACCUAGGGUUCCUGUAAACGAUGUUUUAUCCCUUGUGGAAUUGUAUGGGAACUCGUGAAGGUGAGGUCACACCUUGUCACUUAUUCUUUCCUCGCCUCGAAAAUAUUACGAGGAAAUUUUUUGCUUCACUUCCUCACUUAUUUCCUCUUCCUAUAAUCCAAAUAGUCAAGUGACUGAGAAUGGUUUCGUCCAAGGGGAGCGUGAAUAGUAUAAGGAUCAGGAGUCUGCGUAGUGAAAGGCUCGCUGGAGCUGGCGCAUGCGCAUCUUCUGCAAAAUGGCUGCUAGCCAUUUUGUCGCGCGUCGGCGUUCUGAGGAGUUACCGGCAGCAGCGACUGCAGGCGCCAGAGACUGAGCGGUGGGGACUUCCUGCCCUGUUGCGUGAGCCGAUGAGACCCACGAGUGCAACUCCACUAGGAAGCUAAAGGCGGGGCGGAGCUGUGGCAACCCCCACCCCAAGCUUUCCGUAGUUCGACUGGCACCGUCACACUUCCCUCCCAGUUUUUGCUCACUGCCCGCUACACGCUGACCUACUGCGCAGGCGCACGACCAGCCGAACCGCCUCCUUGGCCCUUGAGGCUUGAGGGCUGCUGCGCGCGCUUCUCGGUCUCCUCCUGUGAUUGGUCAGAUUGCCCCGCCAUCACGCCUCCCUGUGCUUUCAAGGUUGGGAAGGAAGCGAAGGGGCGGGGCUAAGCGGCGCGUGCGCGAUACUGUUGCUGUCCCUUUGCUGCUAUUGCGUUGCAAAAAAAAUCCUGACUAGGUAGCCGUGGGCCUUUUCUCCGCUAGAGAAUCUAAAAGAGAAAGAUUUCUGCAACUGAAGGGCGGUCGGGUAGUAUUAAAUUUAAGAUAUUAACGCCCGCCCUGGCUCACAGGAGUGUGUGUGGGGAUAGGGGUGGGGAAAGGCCGUAGCCGAAAGUGUAAGAUAGUAGUCUCGGGGCCAGACGUUUUGAACGGCUUUGCAGGUCCUAUUUUCUGCGUAAUUCUUUCGUGAUUACUGACUGGUCUAAACACUACCCCCUUGAACAACAUUGAUAAGCCCGCAGCCCCUCCUUGCAGCGUGUAGGAGACGCCAGCGUGCCCGGCAGUAGCCCUCCCCCCCACUCCAGAAGAGCCUCGCGCGUGCACCAUCCCCACCCCUUGGCCUCCCUCCCCACCUACGGCUUUCACGCACUCGCAGUGAUUGUUUUGCCGCUCCCGCUCCCGCCGCCGCCGUCGCCGCCGCGGCCGCCGGAGAAGCAGCAGCGCUUGUGCAAACCGGGAAGAUGGCGGCCGGCGGCGGCGGAGGCAGCAGUAAGGCCUCCUCCUCGUCGGCCUCUUCGGCGGGGGCUCUGGAGUCCUCGUUGGAUCGAAAAUUCCAGUCGGUAACCAACACCAUGGAAUCCAUUCAAGGCUUGUCGUCUUGGUGUAUAGAGAACAAGAAACACCACAGUACUAUCGUCUACCAUUGGAUGAAGUGGCUCCGGAGAUCUGCAUAUCCCCACCGUUUGAAUCUCUUUUACCUUGCCAAUGAUGUCAUACAGAACUGUAAAAGGAAAAAUGCAAUCAUAUUCCGUGAGUCGUUUGCUGAUGUGCUUCCUGAAGCAGCUGCUCUAGUAAAAGAUCCAUCUGUUUCUAAGUCUAUAGAACGAAUCUUUAAAAUCUGGGAAGAUAGAAAUGUGUACCCAGAAGAAAUGAUUGUGGCAUUGAGAGAAGCUUUGAGUACAACUUUCAAAACUCAGAAGCAGCUGAAAGAAAAUCUGAACAAACAACCGAAUAAGCAGUGGAAGAAAUCACAAACAUCCACAAAUCCAAAAGCUGCUCUCAAGUCUAAGAUAGUUGCUGAAUUUCGAUCUCAGGCCCUCAUUGAAGAGCUGUUACUAUACAAGCGCUCAGAAGAUCAGAUAGAACUGAAGGAAAAGCAGCUAUCAACUAUGAGGGUGGAUGUGUGCAGCACAGAAACUCUCAAAUGCUUAAAAGAUAAAACAGGAGGGAAAAAGUUCUCCAAAGAAUUUGAAGAGGCAAGUUCCAAGCUGGAGGAAUUUGUGAAUGGAUUAGAUAAGCAGGUGAAAAAUGGGCCCUCACUAACAGAAGCACUGGAAAAUGCUGGAAUUUUCUAUGAAGCACAGUACAAAGAAGUAAAAGUAGUAGCCAAUGCAUAUAAAACCUUUGCUAACCGAGUUAACAAUUUAAAGAAAAAAUUGGAUCAAUUAAAGUCAACUCUUCCUGAUCCUGAAGAAUCACCAGUUCCUUCCCCAAGCAUGGAUGCUCCCUCCCCAACUGGUUCUGAGUCUCCUUUUCAAGGGAUGGGAGGUGAGGAAUCCCAUUCACCAGCUGUGGAGAGUGAGAAAUCUGCCACCCCUGAACCUGUGACAGAUAAUCGUGAUGUGGAAGACAUGGAACUCUCAGACGUGGAAGAUGAUGGAUCAAAAAUCAUUGUGGAGGACAGAAAAGAAAAACCUGUGGAAAAGUCAGCUGUAUCCACUGCUGUACCUACAAAGCCAACUGAGAGUAUCUCAAAGGCCUCUCCAUGUACCCCAGUGCCUGUGACCAUGACAGCAACCCCACCUCUUCCAAAGCCUGUGAAUACUUCUCUUCUGUCCCCUUCCCCAGGGUUGGCUUUGCCAAACCUGGCCAAUGUGGAUCUAGCAAAGAUCAGUUCCAUCCUUAGCAGCCUGACAUCGGUCAUGAAAAACACUGGGGUCAGUCCUGCAUCAAGACCUUCUCCAGGAACUCCUACCAGUCCCAGCAACCUCACCAGUGGUCUGAAAACACCUGCACCUGCUACAACAACAUCUCACAACCCUCUGGCAAAUAUCCUCUCCAAGGUGGAAAUCACCCCAGAGAGCAUUCUGUCUGCUCUUUCCAAAACCCAGACACAGUCAGCCCCUGCGCUGCAAGGCCUAUCAUCUUUGCUCCAGAGUGUUACUGGGAACCCAGUUCCAGUCAGUGAAGCUGCACCCCAGAGCACGUCGUCCUCCCCUGCCAACACCACAGUCUCCACCGUAAAGGGAAGAAAUCUGCCCUCCAGUACCCAAUCAUUUAUUUCCAAAAGCUUCAACUAUUCUCCUAAUUCAUCAACUUCCGAAGUCUCUUCAACUUCAGCCAGCAAGGCCUCAAUUGGGCAAAGCCCUGGGCUCCCAAGCACUACUUUUAAACUACCAUCCAACUCUCUGGGGUUUACAGGUACCCACAGUACUAGCCCUGCUGUCCCACCUACUGAAGUUGCCAUGUGCCAAUCCUCAGAGAUCUCCAAGCCAAAGCUGGAGUCAGAGUCCACCUCCCCAAGCCUGGAAAUGAAGAUCCACAACUUCUUAAAAGGUAAUCCUGGUUUCAGUGGCUUAAAUUUAAACAUCCCAAUCCUGAGCAGUUUGGGGUCCAGUGCCCCAUCAGAGAGUCAUCCCUCAGACUUCCAGCGUGGCCCUACUAGCACCUCAGUCGACAACAUUGAUGGAACCCCUGUACGGGAUGAACGGAGUGGGACACCCACCCAGGAUGAGAUGAUGGACAAGCCCACAUCCAGCAGUGUAGAUACCAUGUCCCUGCUUUCUAAGAUCAUUAGCCCUGGUUCCUCAACACCUAGCAGUACAAGAUCACCACCCCCUGGGAGAGAUGAAAGCUACCCCCGGGAGCUCUCCAAUUCUGUAUCUACAUAUCGGCCUUUUGGCCUGGGCAGUGAAUCUCCUUAUAAGCAGCCUUCUGAUGGAAUGGAGAGACCAUCUUCCCUGAUGGACUCUUCACAGGAGAAGUUCUAUCCAGAUACUUCUUUCCAAGAAGAUGAAGAUUACCGAGAUUUUGAGUACUCAGGGCCUCCACCCUCCGCCAUGAUGAACCUAGAGAAGAAGCCAGCCAAAUCGAUUCUGAAAUCAAGCAAGCUUUCUGAUACCACUGAGUUCCAGCCAAUCCUGUCCAGUUACAGCCACAGGGCCCAGGAGUUCGGGGUAAAGUCUGCCUUGCCUCCAGCUGUGAGGGCCCUCCUGGACUCCAGUGAGAACUGUGAACGACUCUCGUCUUCCCCUGGGCUGUUUGGUGCCUUCAACAUAAGAGGGACUGAACCUGGGUCUGAGCGGUCACCAUCACCAAGUAAGAGUGACUCGUUUUUCGCCCCCGACUCCAACCACAAUAGCUUGUCUCAGUCUACCACUGGGCAUCUCAGUUUGCCACAGAAGCAGUACCCAGACUCUCCUCACCCAGUCCCACACCGUUCCCUUUUCUCUCCGCAGAGCACCCUUGCCACUCCCACGGGCCACCCAUCCACGUCAGGCGUGGAGAAGGUUCUGGCCUCCACCAUUUCCACCACGUCGACAAUUGAGUUUAAGAAUAUGCUUAAAAACGCCUCACGCAAGCCCUCAGAUGAUAAGCAUUUUGGCCAGACCCCCAACAAGGGCACUUCAAGUGAUGGUGUUGGUCUCUCAAACCUCGCCCAGCCCAGCUUGAGCGCCACUGAUUCACAGCAACAAGAAGAGCACUACCGCAUCGAAACCCGCGUCUCUUCCUCCUGCCUAGACUUGCCUGAUAGCACAGAAGAAAAGGGCGCCCCCAUAGAAACCCUGGGUUAUCAUAAUGCUUCCAACAGGAGGAUGUCAGGGGAGCCGAUCCAGACCGUAGAGUCCAUCCGAGUUCCUGGGAAGGGAAACCGAGGACAUGGGCCUCGUGAGGCCUCAAGGGUGGGUUGGUUUGAUCUGAGCACAUCAGGCAGCACUUUUGACAAUGGCCCCUCAAGUGCCUCUGAGUUGGCGUCCCUUGGGGGUGGGGGCAGCGGAGGCCUCACUGGCUUUAAAGCAGCACCGUACAAGGAACGGGCGCCUCAAUUUCAGGAGAGUGUCGGCAGCUUUCGUUCCAGCAGUUUCAACUCAACAUUUGAGCAUCAUCUCCCCCCGUCCCCCUUGGAACACGGGACGCCCUUCCAGAGAGAGCCAGUGGGGCCGUCAUCUGCCCCACCUGCCCCUCCUAAGGAUCAUGGUGGUAUCUUCUCUCGAGAUGCACCCACUCAUCUGCCCUCUGUGGAUCUUUCGAACCCCUUCGCGAAGGAGGCAGCCCUGACCCAUGCUGCCCCGCCCCCUCCUCCUGGAGAGCACAGCGGAGUUCCUUUCCCUGCCCCACCCCCUCCUCCUCCCCCUGGGGAACAUAGCAGUGGUGGAAGUGGUGUCCCCUUUUCUACUCCACCCCCGCCUCCACCCCCUGUUGACCACUCUGGGGUUGUGCCCUUCCCAACCCCACCAUUAGCAGAACACGGAGUGGCAGGGGCUGUGGCAGUGUUUCCCAAGGACCAUAGUGCCCUCCUUCAGGGGGCCCUGGCUGAGCAUUUCGGGGUACUCCCAGGACCCAGGGACCAUGGGGGCCCCACCCAACGGGACCUCAACGGCCCUGGCCUUAGUCGUGUCCGCGAGAGCCUGAGCCUACCCUCCCAUUCUCUGGAGCACCUGGGCCCAGCCCAUGGAGGAGGAGGUGGGGGGAGCAGCAACAGCAGCAGUGGCCCCCCCUUGGGUCCCUCACACAGAGACACCAUCGGCCGGAGUGGUAUGAUUUUACGGAGUCCCCGGCCAGACUUUCGGCCUAGGGAACCUUUUCUCAGCAGAGACCCGUUCCACAGUUUAAAGAGACCCAGGCCACCUUUUGCUAGGGGCCCUCCGUUCUUUGCACCAAAACGCCCAUUCUUCCCUCCCAGGUACUGAUGGAAACCAAGGGAAAGGCAUUCUGAACAGUCUAGAGAGCAAUGGAAGUAGGAGUUUGGUUUAAUGCUGUUUUUGUUUUUCCUCCCUUGAUUUUUUUAUUAUUAUGACAGAGGGCCUCCCUUCUAAAUUAACAAGUCACAUAUGCUUACAUUUUACUAUUCCAUCCAGUCCUUCCCACUGCACUUAUCUACCUUCCCCAAGUUGUUUGCAUUUAAAGGAAGGAAAAAUCACAACGUAAAGCCACUCUGUUUGGCUGGGGGCUUGGGGAGUGGGGAGGCAGGUGACAUUUCUUUGACCCGGUCUACUGAAGAGUAUAUUACAUUUGAAAUAAAACUUCCAUCAGUGCAGAUGACAACACUUGCAAUGUUGGGCUUGAUUUACCAUGUAGUCUACGGAAGGAUUCCUGUCCCCUUCUCUCUCCAGCUGAGAAACUGCUGUAACCAGGGCUUGGGCCCUGCUGACAGCCAAGAAGUUGCAAGGAAGAGGGGAAGACCUUGAGCCUGUCAAGUUCAUUUCUUUUGUUUUUCAAGGCACGUUGAAGUUGAAUUCUUUACCCUUCUAAAAUCUUAAUUUUUUCUUUUCUUAAGUCAGCCUCUUACUCUUAUGUACUAUCAGGCAAUACAAGCCUCAUUCUGUCCUGGUAGAAAUUUUUCUCUUUGUCCUGGAAUGAGAGAGGAGGCCAGUUAUAAUUUCAAACAAGGAAUGACUACAGUAUGUGGAGUUAGGGAAAGAACCAUUAAUUAUGCGAUGUGAUAUGACUUGCCUAUCCUUUGUAAACAGGAAAGAGUAGAAAGCGUUUUGAGACUUUCACACAUAUUGCACCACCCUCUAGCCUCCUGCUUUUUCUCCCUCAGUUUUCAUUCCUACUUUGGCUAGAAAGUCAGUCACUGUGAUGGGCAGUUGAUUCAAAGGUGCAACUGAACUAUCCCUACAGUUUCUCAUAUAAGAAGUGGACAUAGUUUUACCAUGGUGCCUCCCUAAUGCAUUACUUGUUAGUGGUUUUCAGCGACGUUAACUAAUAGAGAAAAGAAAACAUUUAUCUUUAUCUUCCUUUUCCCUUGCCUCAGUCCUGUGUCGUCGUACCCCCCCCCCAUGCCCACCCCAUUGCUGGGAUUUCAGACGAGAUACUUAUGUUAGCCCUCUUCAGAGGCAGCUGAGUAUUGCCACCUGCACCUUUGCAGGGCAACCAGAGGCCCUGCUGAGUGCACUGUGCCCUACCCUGCCAACUGCAGCCUGCCACACUUCAAGGCUCCCAGCCCCGAGCAGUAGGGAAGGUUUCUGCUCUUAGUCGAUGUACACAACAGGGGUGUGCGUUCCUUCUCCUGGACUGGAAGGCUUGUUUGUAUUUCUACAGCUAGUGCUGGGGAAGAAGACAACCACUGUACUUGUACUGUUUGUUUCUAGGGAAUGCUGAAAAGCCAAUACCGCUCUACUCAACACUGUUUGCAUACAGUGUUUUACUCCGUGGUUCACACUCAUAAUCUACAACUGAAUAAGUAAAAGUAUGUUUUGAGUUUCUGAGGGAAUCCUAGCGAGUUUGAUGUAUUUUUCUGCCAACUUAAUGUGGAGCUAACAGCAGGAGUCACGGGAGUUGCUUGGGGUUCAUCUAGCAGAAUAUGAAAGUUGAGGGAGGGUGUGCAAUGUAGUGACAGGUGAUUCUUUGUAUAAACUUGCUUUUCAGAGAAAGAGCAGCUUAAAACGGGUAUGCAGCAUAGCUUGGGAGUUUUUGUGUAAUUUAUCCGUGUUACUGAUGGGAACUCACCAUGUGUUCUGUGAUUAGGAUGCUGCAAGUCUCCGAAUGCAUAUGUGGUCUUCCUUUGACCCUCUCAGGCCUCUCUGCCCUGUGGCUCUCCCUACAGAAAUGCAUGAUACCAUGAUCUUGUGUGGGGGAUGGGGUACAUAGUGUAGCAAAGCAAAGGAAGUAUAGUUAUAUUGAGUCCUAUGACAUUUGUUUAGGGAAAAACGUGAGACACAGAGUGGGGUGGAGGGUGGGGGGGUUCUAUUUGACUUUCAGAACUGAAAUAGAUUUUAAUUUUGCAGAAAUUAAGUGGGUGGUUUUUCAUCCUAGUUAAAGAAUGUGAAUUAUUUCUGCUGCUCUUGUUUAAGCUAAAAGUAGUGUUUACUUGGAAAGGCUCUCUGACCGUUUGGUUUUACCAGGAAAUGUGGGGAUGUCAGGAACUGGCGUCCUGGAUGCUGGGGCAGGGUAACCGUCCUCACAAGUGUGGUGGCUGAUACACGAAAGGAAAACUUUGUUGUACACUUGAAAAGGUGGACCCAGGGGGUUGUUUGUUUGUUUGUUUUCUUUUUUAAUGUGUGUAUGUGUGUGUGAGGUGUUUUCUUUUUUUUUUUUUAAGCCACAAAAUCCUCAGUGUGUUUAUUUCAGGAUGGAAGUGAGGAUUUGUAUGAAACUGUCAGCUAUUCAUUUUAAGGAAAUCUUUCUACAGCAGUCAAUGACGAUGACAAUGUAUAUAUGUGAUAUAGUGACACAAAAAAAGACAGUUCUGGUAUUCAUAAUAUGAAAGGGGUUUUAUUCUCUCUGUGUCUGUGAUUUAAAACUCCGUGACCAUGCUCUGACUUUUGUAUUUCAACCUGAGUUAAAAAAAUAAACAAGAUAUUUUUUAAAGAAAGCAUAGCAUAGUGUGUCUUGGCGAGGCAUGAUUCAUGGGAAAGCAGAAUGUGAGUUGUUACUGAGGUCCUUGGUGCCCACUGUAAAAUCACAGACCGAGGAUCGGCGGGGUCAUGAGGACACUGGUACCACUUAGACUCAGUGAAGCAGUGUCAGAAACAGGGCUCUCUGGGAUUCUGUAAGAGUUCCUUCUUCAGCCUGCUGAGAGCUUUCCCUGCUGCCCUCUGCUCUCCCCCAAGUCAAGAGUAAAUAGCGCUUGGUUUGAUUCCAGGGAGGGUGAAGUGAGCAGAGUAGGGCUUUUAUCCUUUCUGAAACCAGGAAUACAAUGUGUGAUAUACAUGGUACAGAAAACCUAUCUAGAUAAUGUGAAUAUGCUAAACUUCCUAACUGCAAGAUAGUCACUAUCCUGAAAUUACCGGUUCAUGCAGAAUUAAGCUGAAGCUGAUAUUGUUUUGAAGCCGCUGUAAAUUACUGCUUCUCCCCCUCCCAUUUUUUCCUUUUUUCUUUAAUGAGUGGGGGUGCCUGUUAAGAUUAAAAUUAGAUAUGUUGGAUUGAUAUUCUCACGUGUUCAGUGUGGAAGCAAAACAAGUACAUGCUUUAGAGGCAACAGCAAAUCCUUUUUUGAAAUGUGUAUUAACAUCAUUUAAUAAAAUAACUAGUUCUAAA